UGCUGUUUGCGGCAAGUAUACUACUUAUUUUUAACCUGGAAGAUGACCUCCAAAAGUACAGAUAUUCCACUUAUGUGGUUUAAUGAAAUCGACUUAUGGCACUUACUUAGUAGACGUUUAUCUUACCCGUGCUCUCUUUACUAGAAUGAUAAAAUCAGUUGUAGAUCACUCUUGUAACAUACAUUUUAUAAAAAAUAAAACAACACAAUAAACAUAAAAUGAUUAAAGCACAUCAGCCAAAGAAAAAAUUAAAAGUUUGUUUUACGGAUCAAGUUCACAGUCCCAUUGAUGAUCAUGACACUAUCAAUGGUUCCAUCAUACACUCUGUAAUAAUUCCAGACGAACUUCUAUUAAGUAUAUUUUAUGCAAUGGAUGCCAAAAGUUUGCUUCAUUGUCACAUGGUUUGCCGGCAUUGGCGUUAUCUCAUUAGAAAUCGAGUGUGGUAUAAAAAAGCAGAACUGACAGUGGGUCAAAGUUUGCCACUUUCCGACAAAAUUCCAUGGACUGCGUAUUGUUUCAUUUGUGCCAAUAAGCCCUUUUACAAAAAUUUAGUAAAAAAUCAUUCUAGAGAAGAAGGUUUAUUUAAAUACUGGAAAGUAACUGACAAUGGAGGAGCAGGCUGGGAUAUAGAGUGUCCUCCUCAAGGAGUCAAACCACUGCCAGCUGAUCCCGUGUUUGAAAACAAACAGUUCUGCUUUGUCACAUCUUUUGGAAGGUGUUGCAUGGAACAAACAAUCGAUUUAAUUGACGAAGGGAUGAACGAAUACUUGCUAGGUUUUUUGCAACCAACGAUCAAGGUCAGCGAGUGGUUUUGUAGUCGGCCUAAUGUACCAGCAGUUUAUGAUUGCACCAUUAAACUCUUAAGAGAGCAAAAAUCAGACAGAACAGCAAUGGAAGUAUUGAAUUAUACUAAAAUUAUUGAAAAAGAUCAAAUGAAUCAGUGGUUUAAAUUCUGUCACGAAUUUAAAGAUUAUGGAAAAGGGUUGAGAAAAAUUAAAUUCUGUCAUAGUGGACAAGAUAGAUCUUACUCAAAUGGAUUUCGUGGCAGCAAAAUGGCUGGGGCAAGUGUAAGAUUAGAACUAAAUAUCUAAUUUACAUGGAUCAAUAUAUUAUUGCAUAAUUCAAAAAUUCUGCUGCACGUAAAUAGACAUGAUUAACUUAAUAUACUACAUAAUUAAUGUGAUAAAAUUUUAUGGUGA
This is a messenger RNA of Copidosoma floridanum, 1199 nucleotides long. Its product is annotated as F-box only protein 2-like. Gene Ontology annotation, molecular function: protein binding; ubiquitin protein ligase activity. Gene Ontology annotation, biological process: SCF-dependent proteasomal ubiquitin-dependent protein catabolic process; ERAD pathway; glycoprotein catabolic process. Gene Ontology annotation, cellular component: cytoplasm; SCF ubiquitin ligase complex. The record is from RefSeq and is a predicted model, not a curated record. NCBI's taxonomy places the organism in Eukaryota, Metazoa, Arthropoda, Insecta, Hymenoptera, Encyrtidae.